This is a messenger RNA of Drosophila grimshawi, 2601 nucleotides long. It is a transcript of the gene Art4, whose product is annotated as histone-arginine methyltransferase CARMER. Gene Ontology annotation, biological process: peptidyl-arginine methylation. Bases 431 to 2065 code for a protein of 544 amino acids. Gene Ontology annotation, molecular function: protein-arginine N-methyltransferase activity. Lineage: Eukaryota; Metazoa; Arthropoda; Insecta; Diptera; Drosophilidae. The record is from RefSeq and is a predicted model, not a curated record. The transcript has 5 exons.
ACACACACACAGCUGCAGGGUUGUAGCGACGUUCGCAAAAAAAAAAAACGCACGUUCUUGUGUCAAAAUCAAUACGAGAAAUCAACAAAAAUCGAUCGAUUUUUGCACAACAUCAACGCCAAUUGCCACAUUUCGUUGCAAGCGACACAACAACACGUGCAGUGCUCAACGCCAAAUUUGCUGUGGAAAAUUGUGUAAAAAAAGGAAAAAAAAUUUUGCGCGUCGCAAGAGUCUCGCGUGCAUCGUCUGUCUCUGUCUAACCUUGGGUUGAGUGCCCCCUGUGCGUGUGUGAGUGCUUGUGUGUGUGUGUUCCUAUGUGUUCUUAGCGCUAACAAAAUUGUCAAUUAAAACGUAAAAUAUUGUGAUUAAGAACAAGUAGAACGACAUCAACAUACCCCGUCCCUCCUCCACCCUCCAACACACACACAAAAUGUCCAACAGCAGCCGCAAUGCUACCGAGCAAAAUAAUAAAUGCAGCGCCGCCGGCGUCAACAGCGUCGCUGCUGCGCUAUGUCCGCUGAGUAACUGUCAAUUUAGUGGCGUCGUAAUUAGCGCCAUUGCCGAUGAACAAAAAUUGGAGUUUAACAACAUUUACAAGAGCAGCUGCACACUCAGCUGCAGUUAUGAUUCCCAAGGCGUUCUGGUGCGCAUCAUGUUGGAUAACGAUCAAGGACAUGUGCUGAAGGAAUAUAUGUUAUCAGCGGAUACGGAUGCAGCACAGCUAGGCAAACGUUCCUAUGCCGUUUCCCUCGAAUCGGAUAAUCUCGUCUUGCGCUUUGCCAGCGACAAGGAUCAGCAGCUGUUUCGCAAAGUUGUUGAGAACGUUAAACAUUUGCGACCAAAAUCGGUUUUCUCGCAGCGAACGGAGGAAUCGUCUGCAUCGCAAUACUUUCAAUUCUACGGCUAUCUCAGCCAGCAGCAGAACAUGAUGCAGGACUAUGUGCGCACGAGCACCUAUCAGCGGGCCAUUCUAGGCAAUUCCAUUGACUUUCAGGAUAAAAUAGUGCUUGAUGUUGGAGCUGGAUCUGGUAUUUUAUCCUUUUUCGCCGUGCAGGCGGGCGCUGCGAAAGUGUAUGCGAUUGAGGCAUCGAAUAUGGCGCAGUAUGCGCAGCAACUGGUCGAAUCGAAUAAUGUGCAGCACAAGAUAUCCGUAAUACCCGGCAAAAUCGAGGAAAUUGAGUUGCCCGAAAAAGUGGAUGUUAUCAUUUCGGAGCCAAUGGGUUAUAUGUUGUACAACGAACGGAUGCUCGAAACCUAUUUGCAUGCCAGGAAAUGGCUCAAGCCCCAGGGGAAAAUGUAUCCGACUCAUGGCGAUUUGCAUAUUGCCCCAUUCUCGGAUGAUUCCCUCUACUCGGAGCAGUACAACAAGGCCAACUUCUGGUACCAGUCCGCAUUUCACGGCGUCGAUUUGACCACCCUGCACAAGGAGGGCAUGAAGGAGUACUUUCGACAGCCGAUCGUCGACACCUUCGACAUACGCAUCUGCAUGGCAAAAUCGGUGCGACAUGUCUGCGAUUUUCUCAACGACAAGGAGAACGAUUUGCAUCUCAUUGACAUUCCGCUCGAGUUUCACAUACUACAGACGGGCAUUUGUCACGGUUUGGCUUUCUGGUUCGACGUGGAGUUCAGUGGCAGCACCCAGAACGUGUGGCUAUCCACAUCGCCGACGGCACCGUUGACCCACUGGUAUCAGGUGCGCUGCCUGCUGCCCAUGCCCAUCUUUAUCAAGCAGGGGCAGACGCUGACGGGUCGCGUGCUGCUCGAAGCGAACCGGCGGCAAUCGUAUGAUGUAACGAUUGAUUUGCAUAUCGAAGGCACUCUGAUCUCGUCGAGCAAUACGCUCGAUUUGAAGAAUCCGUAUUUUCGGUACACGGGGGCGCCGGUUCAAGCGCCGCCGGGGACUAAUACGCAGAGUCCGUCGGAGCAGUAUUGGACACAGAUGGACACACAGCAGCAGCAGCAGGGCAGCCGUAAUUCUAAUAGCAUGUUAAAUGGCGGACUUUCUGUCAAUGGCAUGGCUGAUCCCGGCAUGGACAUCAAUCUGGGUCUGAUGCAUCCGCAUUAAAGUUCAAGUUCAAGUUGAAUUCUUUUCUUUUCUUGGAGGAGAGCAUGCAACAAAAUGUGGCAACUUUGGCUAGCACAAUUUUUGAUUUACUCUAUGUGUGGUUUUUGUUAUUUAAUGCUUCUGUCUAAAAAGUUCACUUAUAUAUUUUUACUUUUUUUUAUUAUUACAUUUAUUUAUUCUCAAAAAAAAAAAAAAAAAGAAUUAGCCCAGGCAUUUUGUUGUAGCUAUUUUUGUGUAUAUCAAAAUAAGUCGAAAAAGAAAAAAAAAUCAUCAAAUAUAUAUAAUAAUAUCGUAUAGAUUAAACAAUCAAGGCAGACUAAAAUACUAUAUAAAUAUGUAGUUGUUUAGAACAGCAAACAUUAUAAACGAUAAGUUAAUUUUUAGCCGCCCCUAGAGUUUUAGAGUUUUUAUAAUAAUAUAUAUAUAAAAAUAAUAAUCAACGUAGUCGAAAAUCAAGAUCAAUUGCAAGCUUCAGGAAAUUUCUUAAAAGCUUUGAACAAAAACCAACUCAAUGAAUGUCUCCCCCCUAUGUUUAA